This is a messenger RNA of Magnolia sinica, 1286 nucleotides long. RefSeq names its product prolycopene isomerase, chloroplastic-like. The coding region runs from base 1 to 783 and encodes 260 amino acids. NCBI's taxonomy places the organism in Eukaryota, Viridiplantae, Streptophyta, Magnoliopsida, Magnoliales, Magnoliaceae. Gene Ontology annotation, biological process: carotenoid metabolic process. The transcript is spliced from 8 exons. The record is from RefSeq and is a predicted model, not a curated record.
AUGCUUUCCGAUGAUUUUGCAUACGAGUACGUUGCAGAAUUGUUAAUUUCAGGCUUUCUGAAGGUUCUUUUAGCAGAUUUGAUUAUAGAAGAUUUGUUUGAUUGUGAUUGCUUGAGCUGUUGUUUGCUAUUUCAAGCAGUUGUGGUUGAGUUGCCGUUCUCAAGCGCUCAUCCAGUGUCAGUAUCAGUCAUGUAUGAGUACAGUAAGGCGUUGCAUGUAUGGAUAUUCAAUGCACUGAAUUCAUUGGAGCUGAAGUCACUUGAGGAGCCAAUUUACCUUUUUGGACAAUUCUUUAAGAAGCCCUUGGAAUGCUUGACGCUUGUUAAACAACAUGAUCUCUAUGCUGAGGAUCAAAGCAGAAUUAUAUUUGUAAUUGUUGGGUGCCGGAGCAUGAAAGUACAUUCGAGAUCCCCAAUUGUUAGCCUUCAUAGAUGCAGAGUGAGCACAGUUAAUGCUUUGCAGACACCAGUGAUCAAUGCAAGCAUGGUUUUAUGCGACAGGCAUUUUGGAGGGAUAAACUACCCAGUUGGUGGUGUUGGUGGAAUUGCGAAGGCGUUAGUGAAAGGCUUAGUAGAUAAGGGCAGUAAAAUACUCUAUAAAGCUAAUGUGACUAAUAUUAUACUCGAGCAUGGAAAGGCUGUGAGAGUGAGGCUUUCAGAUGGAAGGAAGUUUUUCUCCAAAACCGUAAUAUCAAAUGCAACUAGAAGGGAUACCUUUGUGAUGCCAUCGAAAAUUGGAACGAUGCACCUGCGUCAGUCCUUCCAGUUAUCAGAAAACUCAUAGCUGCCGGCAUUCGGGUUUGGGUUUUCAGGUGAAGCCUUUCUACAGAGCAAGUUCCAUAGAAAAAAUUCAUCUUACCACUAAGGUGGGCCAACUGACACAACUACGAUCAUGUGGGUCAUGGGAAAGAACAGGUCCAAUAUGGUUUGUUCAAGUUCUCAAGGUCAUCCUGAUCAGAUGAUCACAAUCAUUCAAGUUCCUGCUAAAAUGGAUAAUAAGACCAUUUUUAUUUCCAGGCCCUUAUUUGAAUGGCCUUUGUUGAUCAUAUGUGGACCCACUUAAAAAUUUUCAAUGUAAUAAGGUAAGAAGAAAUUCCAAUUGGGUCAUCUCGGACUUCAAUUUUGGGCCUCAAAAUAAAUAAAAAAUCCUACAUGUUCAAUUCUCAUCUUCUUUUUUAAUCUUAUAUGAAAUUUUGUGUUUUUAUUUAUUUAUUUAUUUAUUCAGUGGAGAUAUCCGACGGAAGAAUUCUGGCAACUGCCACGAGAUACACAUUGAACAAACUUGGA